This is a messenger RNA of Trichoderma virens Gv29-8, 4767 nucleotides long. RefSeq lists its product as uncharacterized. The transcript has 3 exons. The record is from RefSeq and is a predicted model, not a curated record. Lineage: Eukaryota; Fungi; Ascomycota; Sordariomycetes; Hypocreales; Hypocreaceae. Gene Ontology annotation, molecular function: protein binding. Bases 1 to 4767 code for a protein of 1588 amino acids.
AUGAGUCAUUUGCUGUGGAAAUACUUCUGGGAGAAUGAUGUCGACAAGUUUCGGCGUCUGCUGGCUUCGGCCGGCCCCAAUUCCCAGGCGACGGCAAGGAGUCCAGCCGUAGGCGUUGGAACAUAUCUUGGAGCGAGCCCCGGUAGCAUCGGGACUUCGCCAAGGACUACGACCAAACCGCGCAAGGCGUCAGGAUAUGCCCCUGGCCUUGGCAAAGGAAGAGACGGCAGCUCUGGUCUGAGCAAGGCGGAAGUGAAUAGUCGAGACCAUGCCGGACUGACGCUGUUGCUGCGCGCAUCUUCCUCUACCGAUCCAAACGCAUUGGCCUUCGUCCAGGCUCUACUCGACCACCCUCAUAUCGACUUGUACGCUCAGGACCCUGAAAGUGGCUGGAAUGCCCUGCAUAGGUCACUGUACGCCGGAAAUGCAUCUAUAGCCAGAGCACUACUGGCCAAAGAGUGUGGGGAUUUGAUCAACCACGCUCUCGGUGCUGUCAACAAGGUUGGACAGCUCAUCAAGACCAAGGAUCACGAAGGAAACAGUCCAUUUGACCUCUAUAAUUCGACAAUUGCUGCGAGAUCACUACGCCACACGAUGGCCCAGUCUCUAGCCGACGAUGAUUCGGACAUUGGCGACGGUGACUUUGAUCAGGUUGCUGCAAAAUUUACGCACGCCAAUAAGAAUUAUGCCGAGGGAGAUGAGCUUUUCAUGUUUGGCAGCAACAAGAAUCUUUCGCUUGGAGUUGGGGACGAGGAUGAUCGGCAGUAUCCUGAGCGGAUAAUGCUUCAACGGUCAGACCAAUCCAUCCGCCGGUUCUACGAGGAUUAUCUUACAAAGAAGCAUGUGGAUGCACUCCUCGAUGUUACGACAGAUCUGGAUACUAUCCCUGCUCUGGUUCAAAAUCGGCCUCUAGUAAUCCAGGACGUGGUCAUGUCAAAGCUGCAUAGCGCCAUUCUUACGGACGACCCGAUAUCCAACCUCUAUGUCUGUGGAGUUGGCCGCGGUGGAAGACUGGGUCUUGGGGAUGAGAACACACAAUUCAAAUUCACUCCUCUAUAUGGGCCUUUUGCGGAUAAGAAGGUCUGCCAGGUUGCACUUGGGCAGAACCACUCAAUGGCAGUCGUUGGUAACGGUGAAUUGUGGACCUGGGGCCUCAAUUCAGAUUCGCAACUUGGCUACGUGUUGCCCCCUCCUCUGAGGACAGAUGAAGAACCGAUGAGCCUCGUCCCGCGGCAGGUUUUUGGCCCUCUGAAGAAAGAGAUUGUCCUUGGUAUCGCCGCCUCAUCCAUACACUCAGUAGCACACACUGGAUCGUCACUGUACUGCUGGGGUCGCAAUGCGGGCCAGCUUGCCCUUAUGGAUUCUGAUUCUAGGUCACUGGAUCUACAGCAGACACCCAGGAAAGUUGCAGCAUCUCUUCUCUCGGCCCCGAUCGAGAUGGUUGCCGCGAUUGAUAGGGCCACUACCUGCUUACUAUCGAAUCGCCAAGUUUGGGUAUUUACCAACUAUGGAUACAACCUUAUAAGAUUUCCCUUUCCUGAUGCGGUUCUUAACCGCAGCCUCAAUGCAAGUGUCUUUUCAACCAAGUUUGACGUAUCAAGAAGGGAUAUUCGAUACAUAGCAGCCGGUGGCGAGACAAUUGCGGCAGUUACAGCUCGUGGAGAUCUCUUCACCAUGCAGGUGAGCAACAAGGGAGAUGCUGGAGCCCCCUUUGGCUCCACGACCAACCCAGUCAAGAUUAAGAGUGCGGUUUCGCAGCCACAGUGCAUUUGGGACUCAGGAAAAGAUGGUGUCACAUCAGUCAGCGUUGGAGAGCAUGGAUCUGUCAUCAUCUGCACAGCAUCUGGCGCUGUCUGGAGGAGAAUAAAACGUCUCAAGGGAAAGAUUGAAUCCCUUGUCGAUUCUGGUGAUGCCAGGAGAAAAGAUUUCAAGUUCCAGCGAGUCCCCUACAUCACGGAUUGCGUGGCUGUGCGCAGCUCGACUUUUGGGGCGUUUGCUGCCAUCCGAAAGGAUAGCAAAGUCAUGGCUCAGGAAAUCCACAUUGCCGAACAGAAUCUCUGGAACGAUAUGGGCUCACUCCUUUGCUUGAAAGACUUUUAUGCUCCUGAAAGCAGUUCCGAGAGUGAUUCCUCGCGAAAGGCCUGGAACACUUCUAUCAUCAGAGAAGGUCCCGGUACUGUGGCCCAUCGGAUUCUAAGCUCCUCUGAUAUCGAAACGGACAUGCUUCACUGGAUUCAAGCCAACUCGUUCUUAUACGAUACCGACCUAGAGAUUCGCACAAAUGCAGCGCCUGAUAUCAGGAUACCGGUGCACGGCUGGCUUCUCUCUGGAAGAAGCUCCAUCCUUCGCACGGCUUUGUCUGACUUCCGGCUUGAUGGAUUCCACACUCAAUCAGACGCAUUUGUAAUAGAAGCUGUCGAUGAUAAGAUGGUGCUGACUCUGCUCCAUGUUGACGUAUUCACAAUGCUGAAUGUUGUGGUAUAUGCAUACCAAGACAAUAUCGUUCCCGUGUGGAAGUACACACGCGAAGCCCCGGCUCUGGCCCAUCGCUUCCGCCAAGUACGAACGGAUCUAAUGAAAGUCGCUACAAAGCUCAACAUGCCGAAAUUAGAGGCCGCUGCUCGGCUGCAGGCAGGCCUGGAACGAACGCUUGAUGCUGAUUUGCAAGAAGCAAUAACCGACCCCGUAUUUUUCGAGGAUGGCGAUGUAAUAUUGGAGCUGGACGGGGACGAAGUGACGGUCCACAGCCAUCUCUUGUGCCAGCGCUGCCCGUUUUUCGACGGAAUGUUCAAUGGUAGAUCACAGGGGCAAUGGCUUGCUGGUCGCCGUGACGCAACGCAUCAAGUCGAACCAGUUCGAAUUGACCUGAAGCACAUUCAUCCGGAGACCUUUUCUUAUGUGCUCAACUUUUUAUAUGGGGAUGUUGGCGAAGAAAUAUUUGAUGACGUGACGGCUACAUCUAUUGACGAAUUCUCGGAACUCGUCUUAGACGUCCUCAGCGUGGCCAACGAGCUCAUGAUCGACCGGCUGUCACAAAUAUGCCAAUCCUUGAUUGGCAAGUUUGUAACAAAUCGCAAUAUUUCGAACCUUCUGAAUGAAAUCAGUACCUGCUCAGUCGCAGAGUUCAAGAAUACCGGACUGGAGUACAUCUGCCUGCAGCUAGAAUCCAUGCUUGAGAACCAUUUUCUGGAUUCCCUUGAUGAAGAGCUUUUGUACGAACUGGAUGGUAAGGUCCGGGACAACCAACUCGCAUGCUUCCCAAUCGCAAAGAGCGGUCGAGCAGAGUUGCUACUUCACGAGAAGUAUCCUGACCUAGUGGCGGAUAUUGAAGAAGAAAGGAGACGCCGUGUCAAAGAGAUGGCUUUUAAGCACGCUCAGAGAGAGGAAGAGAGGAGAUUAUCCUCUGCAUACAAGCCACGCUUUGGAAGCCUGGACGAUCCUGUCCGAGGGUUAGAGACCCCAGAGAAACAGGCCAGACAGUCUAGGAGGAGCCGAAACGAGCCAUUCAGCCCGACUUUGCGACCCAAAGAUUCCCAUGCCGAUAUGAUUUUUGACAUGGACGAUGAAGGGCCCUCGGGAGGAAGCAGCCUCAUAUCUCCGCAGCUAUCGCCGCCUCUGACCCGGACCGAGAUUGAUGUUGGAUCAAUGCCAAAGCACUCAAUGGAAUGGAAGAGCUCAAAAGGCAAGGACAAAGAAGAGAUAGCUCAGUCACCUGUUCCAAGUCUCCCUUCUCACCGGCAGCCGAUUAUCGACUCGGUAACGCCUGCUUCCAAACAAGUGAAGCAUGAUGUAGAAUCCCCUCACUCGGCUGCCAACCCUCCGUGGGCUUCUGCGGCGCUAUCUACUGCUAAACUAGACCUGAAGGACAUCAUGUCUGAGGCUUCCGGGAAGUCGGCGCUGACGGCUGCUUUAUCUGCACAGAUGACGAAGGACUCGGCUUCUAAGCCGCUUUCUAAAAUGUCACAGAAAGAACGGAAGAAGCAGAUGCAGAUGCAGCUAGAAUCACAGGCCGCAGCGCAAGAAGAGCAGGCCAAAGCGAUACCGUGGGAAGUAGCAUCGUCUAAGAAAGCUCAACCGCCCUGGAAAGCAGCCCCCAUUCCAAAGACUUCACUGCAGCAAGCUAUGGCAUCCGACGUUGCACAGCGAAAUGCUAUAUCUACCAAUGCUAAACCCCUGGUCACAUCCGAGUCUAACCCUCAAUCCACGCAGAGACGGACAGCUUCCCCGGAUACUCGAUUCCCCGGGCAAGGGCGUCCUGGCAACCUACAGGCGACACCCCAAACAGGCCCAGGAGUGGAAAAGCAACAAAAGAAACCGCUGAUACCCCACUCGAAAUCUUACAUCAAGCCGGCACAAAAGACGGAGCCGACGUUGGGAUUGAGCAUGGCAGAUAUCAUCGGGCAGCAACAGAGAGAGCAGCAGUUGAUCAAGGAGGCAGUGGCAAAGCGAUCACUUCAAGAGAUUCAACAAGAACAGGCCUUUCAAGAGUGGUGGGACCAGGAGAGCCGUCGUGCACAGGAAGAGGAGGCUAGACGGCACAGUCGAGCAAAGGGCAAGGAGGAGCAGGGAGGAGGAAGACGUGGCCGCCGGGGGAGGGGGGGAAAGGCUCGAGGCAAUGAGCCGUCGAAUCAUCAGCAGCCAGGCGUUGAAGGCUCAAACACGAGUACAAAGGAGGUACCCAAAACAGGCGGUAAUGCAUCUCGGGGUCGAGGCAGAGGGAAGGCCAACAAAGGUGGGAUCUCCUUGUACUCGGGUGCGAAUUUGUAA